AUGUCAAUGACCCACGGCGGCUCCAGCAGCGCAGACGCCACGCCCGAGCAGAAGCGGAGGCCAUCAUUUGGUUGGCGACGCGUUCUCCUCGGUGUGGCGGUGGUUGCUGUGAUGGCGGCAGCGUGGCGCAGCGUGUACCAGGCGAAUCAGCGCGAACUUUUCGCGCGGCGACGGCAGCAGCAGGACAGAAUACUGGCUGCUGCGCUAGCGGAGGUUCCAGGCAGACGCUUUUCGGUCACCGACGUAAACCCUGAGGUCCUACGGAAGAAUGCCUUGGUCGAAUGA
Trypanosoma grayi is the source of this 285-nucleotide messenger RNA. RefSeq lists its product as hypothetical. Bases 1 to 285 code for a protein of 94 amino acids. Lineage: Eukaryota; Euglenozoa; Kinetoplastea; Trypanosomatida; Trypanosomatidae. The transcript has a single exon. The record is from RefSeq and is a predicted model, not a curated record.